Messenger RNA from Entamoeba dispar SAW760, 441 nucleotides. RefSeq lists its product as uncharacterized. Lineage: Eukaryota; Evosea; Mastigamoebida; Endamoebidae. The record is from RefSeq and is a predicted model, not a curated record. The transcript has a single exon. The coding region runs from base 1 to 441 and encodes 146 amino acids.
AUGGAACCAUACAAUGAAGUUAUCUACCAACUUAGUGCUCAAGAGGAAAACAAGAAGAAGUCAAUUAACGACUAUGUUGCAUCAUUAAAUCAAACCAAUAUACUUUUUUCUAAAGUACUUCAAAGUCUCAUGGAAACGUCAGCAGCAAAUAGUCAGACAAUAAUAUCUUUUAUUGAAAAACAAUCUUCUUCUCAAUUGUCUCAGAUAGAAUACUUAAAACAACAAAACCAACAACUCCAACUCCAAAUCAAUCAGUUACAACAACAAAUCAAUGCUUUACAAGGAGCUCAUGAUUCAACAAAACUUCAAUGCAGUAACUUAAUUAAAGAAAUGGAUAAACAAAACACUAAUCACCCUUUUGUUCAAAGUCCUAGGUACUCACCUCUAGGACUCCACGUACAAGGUUCUCCAACUACUUCAAUCUACUCAACUGACAAUUAA